Messenger RNA from Gasterosteus aculeatus aculeatus (three-spined stickleback), 1190 nucleotides. RefSeq names its product trypsin. The record is from RefSeq and is a predicted model, not a curated record. Gene Ontology annotation, biological process: proteolysis. Lineage: Eukaryota; Metazoa; Chordata; Actinopteri; Perciformes; Gasterosteidae. Gene Ontology annotation, molecular function: serine-type endopeptidase activity.
GAUCUGGAGAAGGAUACAUUACUGUAUAAAAGGCAACUGGACGCACUGGUGGCAUUAGUAGGACAUUCUCUGGUGGUGGCUGUGUUUGGGUUUACAGAUAAGUAAGAACAUGACCCUGCUGCGAUGCUCAGCUGUGGUGCUGUUUGUGGCCGUCUCCUUGUCAGCGACAUUGGCAGAAAGGAUCAUUGGGGGACAGGAGGUCACCGCCUACUCUAUCAAAUAUCAGGCAUCGCUGCAGACCAGUAGUGGACAACACUACUGCGGAGGAACACUGGUGCACCCUCAGUGGGUGGUCUCUGCUGCUCACUGCUGGAGACCGAAAAAUAUGAUGAAGGUGGUGCUAAGUGAACACAACCUGAAUUUGGAAGAAGGAUUUGAGCAAGAAUUUGACGUUGCAUGGUCCUUUUUCAACAACUUUAACUACAGGACAUUCAACAAUGACAUCCUGCUCAUCAAGCUGGAUAGACCAGCGACGCUCAAUGCCAAUGUCCAGCCAGCCGAGCUGCCAGAUGCUGACACUCCUCUCGGCCCGAAUGAUGUGUGCACGGUCAGCGGCUGGGGCGUGACGCAGACUUACUCGAGCUACCUCUCUCCCGUGCUUCGUUCCGUGGACGUGACAUUAAUCCCUUACUGCUACUAUUAUUACUGGCAGAUGAUCACUCCCAACAUGCUGUGUGCUGGAUCUCGAUUUGGUGGCAAAGAUUCCUGCCAGGGUGACUCUGGUGGUCCCCUCAUUUGCAACGGGAAAUUUGAAGGCAUUGUCUCCUGGGGUAUCAGUUGCGCGAAUCCAUACUACCCUGGAGUCUACACCAAAGUGAGGAACUACAUCGGUUGGAUUGCCGAGACUAUCAAAACAUAUAGUGAUUGACAUUAUAAAAUAUUGUCAAAUCAAAUGACUGUCGAUAAUGUUUCAUAAUCAACAGUUGCCACAAUAGAUUAUAAAACAAACAGCUGAUUUAAAACAUUAUGUGUAAUGGCCCAUUUGAUCUUAAAUGAUUCUACGUUCAGGUUUUCUAAUAGUUCAUUUUACAAACUUUGAUUGCAAUACACAAUGUUAGGAUAUGUUGCUUAGAGGUUCAGUCACUUCUUGAUAUUUCCUCGUUUCCUAGAGAUGUGUUGAUAUGCUUGGAAUUCAAUUACUUUCAAUUCAUCCAUUGUUCUGAUAUAGAAAUAAAAGAUACAGAAACAAA